UUUUGACAGUUGUUUGACAUUCGACACUCGUCUAAAAAACAAGUCAUUUUCCCCGUCAUAUUCAGUCCCCGAUUCAUUGUUGAGCGGUGCAAGUGUUUUUUCUUAUACUUUGGUUUAUAAAUUUUUCUGCAAAAUUCUAAUCAUGGAGUCCAUCGCCACCGAUUCUGGCAAAAUUGUGAAGAUGGAAGUCGAUUAUACGUCGACUUGCGACGAGAAAAUUCCCGAGUGUAAAAAACUCGCCAGGUCCGGUAGACUACAUGAUGCAAUUGAUUGCUUACUCGCAUUUGAGAAACUUACAAGAACAGGGGCUGAUAUGGUCUCCACAGGUCGUGUUCUUGUUGCAAUCUGCCAAAUAUGCAGAGAAGCAAAUAAUUGGCCUGCACUUAAUGAACACAUCUCUUUGCUGUCAAAAAGAAGGUCACAGCUCAAGCAGGCUGUGGUGAAAAUGGUCCAAGAGUGCUGUUCCUAUGUGGAUCAAACCCCAAAUCAAGACAUUCAAAUUAAGCUCAUUGAUACUUUGAGGCAGGUGACUGAAGGCAAAAUUUACGUGGAGGUCGAGCGUGCAAGAUUGACGCAUAAGCUCGCAAAGCUUCGUGAAAACGCAGGCAAAAUCAACGAGGCGGCGAAUAUCAUUCAGGAAUUGCAAGUGGAGACGUACGGCUCAAUGGAGAAACGCGAGAAAAUCGAAUUGAUCCUGGAGCAGAUGCGAUUGUGUCUCGCGAAGCAAGAUUAUAUCCGCACGCAGAUUAUUUCGAAGAAGAUCAACACCAAAUUCUUCGAGGACGAAGCCGCGCAGGAUUUGAAGCUGAAGUACUACAGGUUAAUGAUGGAGCUCGAUCAGCACGAGGGUUCGUACUUGGCGACGUGCAAGCAUUACCGUGCUGUGCUGAACACUGCUUCGAUUCAGGCGGUGCCAGCUGACAGACAUGCCGCAGCGCAGGCUGUCGUCUUGUAUCUUAUUCUCGCGCCCCACGACAACGAGCAGUCUGAUUUGAUGCAUCGCGUUCUCGCGAAUGAUAAGAUCCUAGACGAGAUCCCGCUGUUCAAGUCGUUGCUCAGACUGUUCACCACACCGGAACUUAUUAAGUGGAAUGGUCUAUGCGAGACCUACCAGCAGGAGUUGAAGAGUACUCCCGUUUUCGGCAAUGAUGAACAAUCGCGCAAGAGAUGGAAGGAUCUCAGGAAUCGUUGUGUUGAGCAUAAUAUUCGUGUAAUGGCCAAGUAUUACACACGGCUGCGCAUCGCCCGAAUGGCAGAGCUCUUGGACCUCACCACCGCUGAGACCGAGGACUUUCUCUCACAGAUGGUUGUCUCGAAGUCCGUGCGGGCGAAGAGCGAUCGGCUUUCUGGUGUAAUCCACUUCCAGCAGUCAAAGGACCCCAGCGACAUCCUCAACGACUGGUCGCGCGAUCUUACUUCAAUGAUGUCGCUCGUCAACAAGACGACGCACUUGAUCAACAAGGAGGAGUGCAUUCACAAGCACCUGGCGUCCGUGUCGUUUCAACGGGACCUAGACAUUAGAUAUCUCACGACUGUUAUCAUUGACCAGGAGCAAAUUUAAGUGCAACUUGCGUCGCAUCCGGUUACGCCGGCAUUUUGAUUACUGCUUAUGUACGCCCUUUAAAAUUAAGAUGUAAUAAUGUCAUGAAAACUAUUGAUGUAACUGAGCAAAUAAAAAUUUUCGUGGUACACUAAAA
This is a messenger RNA of Dalotia coriaria, 1697 nucleotides long. It is a transcript of the gene Rpn5, whose product is annotated as regulatory particle non-ATPase 5. The record is from RefSeq and is a predicted model, not a curated record. Bases 143 to 1561 code for a protein of 472 amino acids. NCBI's taxonomy places the organism in Eukaryota, Metazoa, Arthropoda, Insecta, Coleoptera, Staphylinidae. The transcript is spliced from 3 exons. Gene Ontology annotation, cellular component: proteasome regulatory particle, lid subcomplex; cytoplasm.